AUGUCAGCGUUUGCUGAAUUAUUUCAACAAUUAAGGGAAAUAUCCAAAACAAGUCAGACAGGUUUGUUCUCAAACAAUCCCGAUUAUGGAUCUUCCAAAGCAAUAGAUGGGUUGAACAACUAUAAUAUAGAUGCUUGCAAAUGUUGUAGCGUGACAGCGGAUGCGAAUCCUCCAAUUUCGUGGUGGCAUAUUGAUCUGAAAAGGAAGUACAUUGCGUAUGGAUUGGAAAUAUUUGGUAGAGAAAAGAUAAAUGAAGGUAACAAUAACCAAAUUCAGAAUGCUAAAAUCUACGCUAGUAAUUCAAGUAUGGAGGACAGUAUUGACACAGGGUAUUUGCUAUUCGAUGUGCCAACCAUUGAUGUCACUACACAUUUCAUCAAACAUCUACAGAGGCCAGUUAUAGGCCAGUAUUUCAUUGUCCGCAUAAACAAUACACUACUUGCAUUGUGUGAAAUAAUCGUUUAUGGAAAAGGUAACUGCAACGUUGGAAGUUUUGGGCUCUCUUGUACAUCUAAAUGCCACUGUGAAGACAAGAUGUCUUGUCACCCAUGGACUGGAUAUUGCCAAACACCCGGAUGCAUGCCUGGAUGGAAAGUACCAUCUUGUGAUAAAGAAUGUACAGCUGGGAAAUUCGGUCGUGAUUGUAGCCGAACGUGCUCCAACAACUGUCUUCAUGGUGUUGAUCAGUGCAGCAAAAUAUCUGGAAAAUGUCAGAGUGGCUGUGUGGCUGGAUUUAAAGGGCAUAACUGUUCGACUCCAUGUGAGACAGGACGAUUUGGUGUAAAUUGUACUUCGUACUGCAGUAUCCAUUGCUUUAAAGGAAUUGAACAAUGUAACAAAUCAUCGGGUAUAUGCAAGGCAGGUUGUGAAGCAGGCUAUAUGGGCAAUAAUUGCUCAACAGUUUGUCCUGAUGGUCAGUAUGGUAGAGAUUGUACAGGAAAUUGUAGUGAGAGUAAGAACGGUAAAGCUGCGUGUAACAAAGCAACAGGAUAUUGCAUGGACGGCUGCAAUCCUGGAUUCACCGGACCUAAAUGUUCUCGUGUUUCAUGUUAA
This is a messenger RNA of Ruditapes philippinarum (Manila clam), 1053 nucleotides long. Its product is annotated as cell death abnormality protein 1-like. The transcript has 8 exons. Lineage: Eukaryota; Metazoa; Mollusca; Bivalvia; Venerida; Veneridae. The coding region runs from base 1 to 1053 and encodes 350 amino acids. Gene Ontology annotation, molecular function: scavenger receptor activity. The record is from RefSeq and is a predicted model, not a curated record.